AUGGCGUUCCUAUUCAAGUCCAAGAAGAGCCAGGACAGGUCCGUCCAGAGCCGUGAAGGCCCCCCCAGUGCAGGCGGCUCCAUCCCAAGUGCCGCAUCCAGAGCCGUACGGGAUGAGAAGAAUUCGCGGUCGACGCCGACGGGCAGCCUCAACUCGCUCGACGAGGGCAGCCCCAUUCAAGAUGUCGACAAGUACGCUGUGCGCCGAGGACCAGAGCAGGCGCAACAACAGCAGCCAAGUGAUCUACCUUUUCGCAACAGCCCGCAGACAAGCCCUCCAGGCGCAAACCCUCCGACAAACCCUAACGCAUCGCUGUUUCCGUGGUCGCAGAGAAGGCUCAACUUCACUUCCUCGAUACCGAGUCCCUUCCCUCGAUAUGGAGCCGCAGUCAAUGGCUUGUCUUCGAAAGAAGGCGACAUCUACUUGAUGGGUGGAUUGAUCAACAGCUCGACCGUGAAGGGGGAUCUGUGGUUAAUUGAAGCCGGCGGCAACAUGAGCUGCUACCCACUCUCCACUACUGCUGAGGGCCCGGGACCAAGAGUUGGCCAUGCCUCCCUGUUGGUUGGCAAUGCUUUCAUUGUCUAUGGCGGUGAUACCAAGAUCGACGAGGCUGAUGUUUUGGACGAGACUCUAUACCUCCUCAAUACUUCCACAAGACAAUGGUCCAGGGCAUUACCGGCUGGACCCCGACCUUCUGGGCGUUAUGGACAUUCGCUCAAUAUCGUUGGGUCCAAGAUAUUCAUCUUCGGUGGCCAAAUCGAAGGCUAUUUCAUGAAUGACCUGGCUGCCUUUGAUUUGAACCAACUGCAACUGCCGACCAACCGCUGGGAAAUUCUCUAUGAGAAUAUCGACAUCAACUCUUCGCCGAAAGGCAGGGUACCGCCCGCACGAACGAACCACACCAUGAUAUCCUACAAUGACAAGCUGUAUCUGUUCGGUGGCACCAAUGGUUUUCAGUGGUUCAACGAUGUGUGGUGUUAUGACCCGGCGACCAAUCUUUGGGCUCAGCUGGACUGUAUAGGGUACAUUCCGCUUCCAAGAGAGGGCCAUGCCGCGGCCUUGGUGGACGACGUGAUGUAUAUCUUUGGAGGCCGUACCGAAGAGGGUGCGGAUCUGGGCGACCUGGCUGCUUUCCGCAUCAGCUCUCGGCGAUGGUACACCUUCCAGAACAUGGGUCCUACACCCUCUCCCCGUUCUGGUCACAGCAUGACGGCAGUAGGCAAGUCGGUUGUGGUAGUGGGAGGAGAGCCCAGCUCUGCGACGAACCAGGUCAAUGAUCUGUCUAUUGUCUACGUCCUGGAUACCACCAAGAUCCGUUACCCAAAUGACGCGCAGAUCCAGUCCAACACACAGAAAGUGCAACAGCAACGGCGGCCAAGCGGUGACGCCCCCGCGACGGGACCGCGAACGAUGCCGCUUCGCGAGGGCUCGAAUGGUCCUGAUCAGAGGCGGAUUCAGGCCCAGGAAAACGCUCGUGCAAUGAGCCCGUCAAAACCGCCAAAUGGAGCUCCUCCAAACGCGCCUGGUGCUGCGGUGUCCAAGAUGCCCAGAGCUGCAGCGCCUCCAGGACCUUCGGGGCCUCCACCGCAGGGUCAGCCACCCCGACCUACCGUCAACACGAAUACCACCAAUGGAAGAGUCAGGAAUGCUUCCAUUGAGCGCAUAGAACGCGAGGCGGCUGGGUCGGGGUCUGGUUCCUCCAGCCCCAACACCCGCACCCAAUCGCCGUUGUCACAGGUCAAAGAGGAGGGCGCGACCACAAACGGGCGCCGCACUCCUAAUCAGGGGCGAACUGCCGGAAAGCCGGAGAAUGCUGCUGUCGAUGCCAUUAAGAAGGGAUCAACAAGACAGACUCGUGGUCAAGGCUCGGUGGACAGUAUUACAGAGCCGAAUCUCAAGAAUGUCACGAACCGCCCAUCAUCGCCGCCACCCCCUACCAGGCAGACCAGCAACCCUCUAUCACGUAGAAGUUCCGGCAGAAACUCGCAGGCGGUGGUUUUGCUUAAGGAAUUGGAUGCCGCUAGGAACCGCAACGCAUGGUAUGCAUCUGAGCUCGAAUUGGCCCGCAAGGCAGGGUAUAGUCCGAGUGCGGCUAUGAGUCCGACGUUGGAGAGCCGAGCAGAAACCUUUGACGACGAGGACAAACCGUUGAUUGAGGCACUCCUGGCAAUGAGACAAGAGCUAGCUAACGUCCAGAGCUCUGUUGACAAGCAGGCAGUGUUGGCUGCAAAGCAAAUUGCCGAGGCCGAACGACAGCGCGAUGCCGCAGUCCAGGAGGCGAUUUAUGCCAAGGCCAAGAUGGCAGCCCAUACAGGCAGUGCUGCCAGCACUCCUCAGCUGGAUAACGACCGCGACGAAGGAAACCGUAGUGCUGACAGCAGCCGAAAACUAGCCGCGGCACUCAACCUUCAGAGAGAGCUUCAAAACUCUCUUGAACGCGCAGAAGCCGAGCUUGGGGCUGAGAAGCGAGCACGCCAACUCGCAGACGACACCACCAGUGCUGCUCAAAAGCGAAUGGCUGGACUGGAGUCCUACAAGCAGCAGACCUCGCUCGAACUUGAAUCAUUACGUGCCGAACUUCACAUGGCCCAGCGCGAUGCUCGCGAACAAGCGACUGCAAGUGCUGAAGCAACUGCGACCCUGAAUGCACUCACCGUUGAGAAAGCCGAUCUACAGAGAAGACAUGAAGAGGCUAGUGGUGGCGUCAGGGAUGGAGGUGCCGACCUAGAUGCUCUCCGAGCCGCUGUAGCAGCGUCGGAAGACAUGAGAACCCACCUCGAGCAGAAACUCGACGAGGAGCGUGCAUCGCGCGAAAGAGUCGAAUCAAAGUUGACGAAUCUCAAAGCGGAACACGAGUCAAGCACAGCCGAACUUGUAGCUGUCAGCCAACGGCUCAGAGAUGCAGAGGAACUUGCCGAACGGCACGCAAACGAAGCCAAGACACACCGCCUAGCUGUUCUCUCUGGCCUGGAUAAGAUCACCCAAAAUGGCAACAAGUCCAAGCAGGUAGAUGCAGACCGCAUUGUUGCCCUCCAAGGUCAAGUCAACGCUGCCAAUGCCCUGGUUAAGAAGUACCAACAGGAGGCUGAUGCCGCAUCCGACAAAUUACGUAGUGCCGAGGAGCGCAUCGCCGGGCUCGAGGCGUAUCAAGAACAGUCCAGCAGAGAAGGCGUCACGAUCCGAAGACAACUGCAAGCGGCGCUGAAGGACACGCAGACUCUCCAGGCCAUGAACUCGGACUUGAAGCAUCAACUUGCCAACCAGCAACUGGAAACGAACGCCAUGAGUGUACAACACAAUACCCUCAAAGAUAUCUUGACUGAGCGUGGAAUCAGCCCAACAGGUCUUUCUCGUGUCAGAGGUAUGGGUUCAAGAAACGAAUCUCCAGCCAGCAACGACGUGGAGGCACAGCUCGCAGAAAGUCGCGCAGCCAACGAAGAGAUGAAGCAAGCCUUUGAAAUUCAGAUUCAGCAGACGGAGCAAGCGUACAGAGAAAGAGUCACGCAGCUCGAGAGCGACUACCAGUCCGCGGUUCACUAUGUCAAAGGCACCGAAAAGAUGCUGAAGCGGAUGAAGGAGGAGUUGGCCAAGUACAAGUCUGAUAAUGCACGUCUGAAGACCGAAAACCUUGAGCUCGAAGAGAAGUCCCUCGGUGCCGAAGCCAAGGCUGGCUCCGUGCCAGCUGACUGGGACAACCAGCGCUCCGCCUUGGAGCAAAAGAUCCAGAGUCUACAGGAGCAACUCAAAACCUCAGCCGGGCAGCUGGAGAAGCAGCUUGCCGUUGUACGUCAAGAGCUCGAGGCUACCAAGAUAGAGCGCGACAGCGCCAAGAAGACGAGCGGAGAUGCAGCCUCUCGCCUUGCAGCUUUGGAGAAGGGCCUUGAACAGAUGCAUCAAGAUAACGCCCAGCUCGAGAAGCGUGCCCAGGAUGCUGAGCAUAAGGUUGGCCUGCUUCUUGACCAAGUCGAGAACUCGGUUGACAACUACCGGAGACGGAGCCGACAGGUGCCGAGCAUCGGUUCGGAACAGACUCCCAAUCUGAGCAACCCAGGCCAUCAACGCCAGGAAAGUUCAGAGGCGGAGAGCCUUUACGGCGGGCUAGGCGACGCUAGGAACAGCGCCGCGCUCGACAAUCUGGCAGACGAACUCGAUCAACUCCGGACGAAAUGGGAGGCAACAAACGAGAACUAUCGUCUGUCUACCGCUUUCGACUUUGAGAGCGGUCCGGCAAAGAAGGGCGAUGAUGCCGUUGGGCUCGGCCUCAGUGAGAGUUUAGCUGACUGGCGUAAGCGGCUCGAUACUGACGAUCACCAAGGUCCCAAUGGCCAAAGUGCCAAGCAUACCUAA
This is a messenger RNA of Neoarthrinium moseri, 4347 nucleotides long. RefSeq lists its product as uncharacterized. The coding region runs from base 1 to 4347 and encodes 1448 amino acids. Lineage: Eukaryota; Fungi; Ascomycota; Sordariomycetes; Amphisphaeriales; Apiosporaceae. The transcript is spliced from 4 exons. The record is from RefSeq and is a predicted model, not a curated record. Gene Ontology annotation, biological process: regulation of cell shape. Gene Ontology annotation, molecular function: protein binding.